GCUGCACUUCCGCUGAAUCGAGUGCAGCAGCCCAAUCGAAGACACCUACGAGAUCACGUGGGGUGCCAUCCACCAGCAAUGGUGUGUCAUCUGCUUUGAUGGCUUACAGCAGCGAGCGCUGUUGUGGUUCAACAAGGCUUGGACUCCGCGCAAACUAAACGGAAGACAAAACCGCUUCCGAGAAACAGGUUGAGAUGAGCCAAGUGGAUCUGAAAGUUGUGCUUUUAGGAAAGGAAUACUGCGGAAAGACAAGUUUAGUGGAGCGGUACUUAUACGAUCGUUUUAAUGGAACGGCGCCGUACCAGAACACAAUUGGAGCAGCAUAUGGCGCUAAACAAGUUCUCCUAAGGAACAAAAAAGUCACCCUCGGAAUAUGGGACACCGCGGGCAGCGAGAGGUACGAAGCCAUGAGCCGCAUCUACUACCGCGGAGCCGGUGUGGCAAUCGUGUGCUUUGACUUGACGGACAAAGCGAGUUUCCAGAAGGCCAAGAAGUGGGUCUCGGAACUCCGUAAACACGAAGAGAAGUGUCGCGUCUUUCUCUGCGGAACAAAGAAGGACCUCAUCGACGACGGUCAUCAAGCGAGAGCCGUCAACUAUAGCACCGCCCUGCAGUAUGCGGAAGAGCUAGAAGGCUGCCUCUUUGAGACCUCCAGCAAAACUGGAGAGGGUGUCGCGGAACUCUUUAGUCAAGUAGCCCAAACUUAUGCGUCUUCAACAUCACCGUUCACUAGAUCAGGUUCCAAGCUGAAACUCGAAGAGCCCCACCCUGCAACUCGCAACUGCUGCUAAUGUCACCAGCCCAGCCCUCGUCGAGGAACUUGGGUGAACCCUGCAUUUCCGCAACUGAAGAGGCCCGCUUAGUAGCCCCCGCAGACUUUUGUAAGGACACCUCCCCACGUUUUAGAAAUCUUGCAUCGAUUCCGAAAGCUGCAAAGCGCAACAGGCCAUGUCACAUGCGCACGGCCGGCAUGCCUGGCGAAUCACGCUUCCCCUUCUCCAGCUGGCCGACAAUACGGUCCAGCAUGCCCCUGUGGUGUAGCUGCAGUGCCUCGUGUCCGUACAGCCAAGCCAGCAGCGGCGUCAUGGAAACCGUAAACGUGUCCCGUAGCUGUGUGCCGCCGCUCCUAGCAUGCGGGGCGGCAAAGGUCGUGACGCUCUUCGUCGAAGCUGCAAGCAAUGAACCAAAGUGAACGGCUGUGUCCGUUUAGUUAACCAGCAGUGCCCUUUACCGCAUAGUAGGUGGAAUUUGCAGAAGGAGGCAGUCGUCGUGAUGCGGAAACUGGCGGCGUCCGCCGGCUCGACGACGUAGUGGGCGGUUCUGGCGAGGAUUCCGUAGGGCGAGAGCCGUUCGUUGAGCAGGACGUCGUACUCCCAGACGGGGUGGCUGCCUCCGCUCGACUGGAUCGUGAAGUCGAUGCUGCGGAUUAAUAUUUUUACUUAUAUGGGACGUUGUAUAAUGACAAUAAAUAUCUUAUUUUUUGCAACCACA
Messenger RNA from Ornithodoros turicata, 1491 nucleotides. Its product is annotated as ras-related protein Rab-24-like. Gene Ontology annotation, molecular function: GTP binding; GTPase activity. Gene Ontology annotation, biological process: intracellular protein transport. Lineage: Eukaryota; Metazoa; Arthropoda; Arachnida; Ixodida; Argasidae. The coding region runs from base 195 to 791 and encodes 198 amino acids. The record is from RefSeq and is a predicted model, not a curated record. The transcript has 7 exons. Gene Ontology annotation, cellular component: endomembrane system; autophagosome; endosome.